Messenger RNA from Penicillium brevicompactum, 591 nucleotides. RefSeq names its product putative C2H2 finger domain protein. The record is from RefSeq and is a predicted model, not a curated record. Bases 1 to 591 code for a protein of 196 amino acids. NCBI's taxonomy places the organism in Eukaryota, Fungi, Ascomycota, Eurotiomycetes, Eurotiales, Aspergillaceae. The transcript has 3 exons.
AUGGCUCCGCGAGGACUGACAAACCCUGCGCCAAAGACGGAGUCCGCGCGGUCUGCGUUGAGCUCAUUCACCUGCACACUAUGCAACAAGUCUUACUCGCGUCAUCCGGAAUACGAAGCUCAUAUCGGCUCAUAUGAUCAUCAACACCGGAAGCGUAUGCAAGACUUGAAGCAGAUCUCGCGAGACCCCAAUGCAGCAGAGAAAGCGCGCCGCGCAGAACGCAAAGCCGAUGCGGAGGCCGGACUGAAAGUCAUCGAGACGCCUGGUGAUAGUGCGCCUCGGGCUAGCACCAGCACCGGCGGAGGUGGCUUCAAAAAGGGAGGGUUUAAGAGCUCUUUCGCUGCUGUGAAGGGCUCUGCGGCCCCCGCGGCUCCGGUGAAGAGAAACGUCCUCGGGGAUGACGACGAUACCCCUCAGCCUAAGAACGAACCUCUGCCAACUGCGAGGUCUCAGCAGAAGGAGACCUCUGGUGAGAUUGAAAGUGAUGAUGAUCAAGAGUACGGUCAAGGUGCGGAGGCAUACUAUGAUCCCCGUCGACCAACGGAUUGUUUUGCUGGAUGCGUGGCUUUGAAUCUACAAGCUACGGCGUGA